AUGGGAGCUGCCGAGUCUUCCUAUUCCAAUGGACCAGGGGAACUCACCGGCGCUCACGUGAUUCUGCAGGAGGCCAACGAAGAGGAUCAUCAGGAAGGCGUGCUUGGAGGGGGGGAAGCGACAGCGACAGUAGGAACCUUUUCUCCUAUGACCGGAGAGCCUGAGACAGCAGAAGACCCCGAUCACCACCGUCUUGCAGGAAAUGCAGCAGGUAACAGUGAGGCAACCGAAUCAACAGAGGAUGAGUGGAGUUUAUCUUCUCACUGUGCCGGACAAAAACACAUGCGCGUCAUGGGUCUGGAGGCACUCUUGCAGCUGCCCAAGUUGGCGCUAGCCGAGCUCUUCUGGUCUGAUGAGGAGCCCUUAGGGGCACCUCUAGGUCCGCGUGCAGCAGCAGAAAAAGUGAGACACUCAAGAGACCCUCCUCCAGCCGCUUCCUCGUUGAGUGCUCGCGCGAAUCGGUACAGGGCCUUUCUUCUCAGGGAGAGACUUGAGGUGAUUCAUGCCCUGGACAGUAACCCAAGCAGCAACAGCGGCGGCAACGAAGCCAGUACCGAUACAAGAGGACUUGCGGAGUAUGAUUUUGUAUCGAUUGCCUCCCUGGCGGCAAUGGGCGUAGGCGUCUGUAUGCGGCCUUCUUGGAGUGAGCUGGCGCAGCAGGUUGGGACUUACAAGGCAUUGAGACUUUUGAAGGCGAGGUUGGAGAGGGACAAGCAGCAAUUAAGAGAAAGUAUUAAGGAUAAGAUCGCGCGGAGGCGGCAAGCAGUGGGGUCGCACAGCAGAGAAGGCGAUGUCGAUGAUGGGAGCAGAACGAGCGGCAUGGUAUUGGGGCAUACGGGCAGCGGCAAAACACGCUACAUGAAGGAUAUACCCGAAGCAUACAAAAUAUCAGAUAUGCCAGGUUCCCUGUCGGCGUCAAAGCAGCUACAACACCCGAAGCAGCAGCGUCACCAAGAGCCCCCUGCAGUUUCCGCAUUGCAGCUGCCGGAUAGGACGCAGUCUCUCAGCAGUCUUUUCGCCGGCCACUCAUCUUUGCAGGAUGAGAUAACACUAGUUGAGGCGAUGCGCACGGAGAUCGAGGAGGAUAUUAGCGUCUUGGAGAAUGCGUGUGCGGAGCUAGAGGCGCUGCUUCGGAGAGUGUGGACAGCGGAGAAGUUGCCGCGGGAGAAGCGCAUGGAACGACUUGGAUUCAGGAGGCUCUGGUGUCAUCCUCAGGGAGAUAGAGAGCAAGCAAUGAUGGCCGAUAAGCUCUUUGCACUAUGCUUCAGCUAUAUCCAGGCAUCAAGCAAUACAGGUAGCAGGGGCACCGUCAGUGGCAGCAGUUCACCCUCCGCGUUCUUGAGUUACAACGAGCUGCUGGACGCCUUGCCCCCCAAGGCCUUGGAGUACCUCUGGUAUACCUCAGAACUUCGCAGGAAGGAACGACAACAGUAUAGGUACUUUUGGAUCUAG
Messenger RNA from Cyclospora cayetanensis, 1452 nucleotides. RefSeq lists its product as uncharacterized. The record is from RefSeq and is a predicted model, not a curated record. NCBI's taxonomy places the organism in Eukaryota, Apicomplexa, Conoidasida, Eucoccidiorida, Eimeriidae. The coding region runs from base 1 to 1452 and encodes 483 amino acids. The transcript has a single exon.